Molecule: messenger RNA, 621 nt
Organism: Juglans microcarpa x Juglans regia
Lineage: Eukaryota; Viridiplantae; Streptophyta; Magnoliopsida; Fagales; Juglandaceae
Product: glutaredoxin-C13-like
Exons: 1
Coding region: 146-451 (101 amino acids)
Cellular component (GO): nucleus; cytoplasm
Source: RefSeq, a predicted model, not a curated record
CAAUCCAUUGUUUUAAGGUUUUAAGAAACUCAAAGGCAACCUAAGAUCUCCUGAAGAUUAGACACAGUUUGUCCUGUACUAGUUCCUAUCUUUACACAAGAUUUCCAUACUUAUUAAGAAGACAUUCGUGUUCGGGAUUGUCAAGAUGGACAAGGUGACAAGAUUGGCUUCAGAGAAUGGGAUAGUGAUAUUCAGCAAAAGCUCAUGUUGCAUGUGUUAUGCAGUCAAAAUUCUAUUUUCUGAGCUCAGGGUGAGCCCCACGGUUCAUGAGAUUGACCAAGACCCUGAAUGCAGGGAAAUGGAGAAAGCUCUCAUGGGGUUGGGUUGUAAUGCAUCUGUGCCAGCUGUAUUCAUUGGAGGAACGCUGGUAGGAUCCACCAAUGAAGUCAUGUCCCUCCAUUUAAAAGGCUCGUUGAUUCCAUUACUGAAGCCUUAUGAAGAUUUAUCUUAGAUUUACUACUCCAAUAGCUUGUCAGAACAAUAAAUUUGGCUCAAACUAGUAGUGCAUCAAGCGCCAUAUGGAAUGUAUUUGUAGCGUUUAUGCGUGAAGUACUGUGUAGCAUUUGAUUACCUAUAGUGUGUAAUAUGUUUCCUAUUCUUAAUGAAGUUGACUUUUAAAUA